UGCAGUGAUGAUUGAUGAUGGCAAAGUGGAAAUAUGACCAAAAGGAACCUCAAAAGAAGGCAAGUGAUGAAAGUGGCCAUAUAAUUGAUGGGUGCAUGAACCAGGAACCUCAUCCUCACCCUCAGUUCCUCCUCAUCCACCCUCAAUCCUUUCUUUCUACCUCACCCAAAUCUCUGCCUCCCUCUCCGUCUCAUUGUUCUUUCCCCAUUUGACUUCUGUUGCUUUCUUCUUCCUCAUCCUCCACCCUUUUUCUUCCUCUUUUCGCCAAAGCCUGUUCCAUCUAAUCUGAAGUUUGCAUCUUCGGCCCAAAGGUUGUAGCUUUCGCUCUCUGCUCCACCAAAGGUUGCAUCUUUGUGUCAAAGUUUGCAAUUUUGUGUCUCCUUGACGGCCUCAGGCGUUCUUCCACCUCUGACCGCAGCGAGUGCUUUUCUCCGCCCGAGGGUUUUAGUUGUCUGGGGUUGCUUUGCAGCGGUGGGGGAUUUCUCUUGAACCAUGAUUGUGGAGGAGAGGAAGGGGACCAGGGAUCAGUUUCCUGUGGGCAUGCGCGUCCUUGCGGUGGAUGAUAACCCCAUCUGCCUCAAGUUGUUGGAGGCCCUGCUAGUCCGCUGCCAGUACAAGGUUACUACCACUGAUAAAGCGAUCACGGCGUUAAACAUGAUGAGAGAGAACAGAAACAAAUUUGAUCUGGUUAUCAGUGAUGUGCACAUGCCGGAUAUGGACGGCUUCAAGCUACUAGAGCUCGUAGGCCUCGAGAUGGACCUUCCAGUUAUCAUGUUGUCUGCGAACGGUGAAACCCAAACUGUGAUGAAGGGAAUCAGCCAUGGCGCUUGUGACUAUCUGCUAAAGCCAGUGCGGAUCGAGGAGCUGAGGAACAUAUGGCAACAUGUCAUUAGGAGGAGGAAGUUUGAAAAAAGUUGCGGUACCGAUUCUGACAAUAGGGAUGAUGGCCUGAAGGUUCUUGCAAACUCAGAAGAUGGCCAUUGGGUGGCGGAUGACCACAAUGGAAAAAUCACCAAGAAGCGGAAGGACCAGAGCGAGGCAGACGAAGAUGAUAGUGAAGACAACAUAGAGAAUGAUGAUCCAUCUAGCCUGAAAAAGCCUAGAGUCGUGUGGACAAUUGAGCUGCACAGGAAAUUUGUUGCUGCUGUUAACCAACUGGGCAUUGACAAGGCUGUACCAAAGAAAAUCCUUGAUCUUAUGAAUGUUGAGAACCUAACAAGGGAAAAUGUUGCAAGCCAUCUACAGAAAUAUAGGCUCUAUUUGAAGAGGCUCAGUGUGGUGGCAGGCCAACAAGCGAGCAUGGUUGCAGCUGUAGGAGGUAGAAACUCAUCGUACCUAAAUAUGGCUUCUUUGAAUGGUUUCAGAAAUUACUAUGCAAUUGGGGGAUCAAGACAACUACCGACAGUAGGAUCUCUUCAACCAACUGGAGUUCUUGGUAGAAUGAACAGUUCAUCGACUCUAGCAAUGCAGGGGCUACUACCUUCCCCAACGGUUCAGCUCUGUGGAAUGCACAAAAGCACAAGCAAUCCUUGUAACACUGAUUUAGGAAGGAUUCAAGGGAUUGUAGCGCCAGGCAACCGCCAAAUGAAUUUGUUGCACGGAGUGCCUUUGAAUUUGGAGCCCGAACAAUUUCCACAACUCAAAUUGCUGCAAGAACCAAGAAACCAAUUACCUGCUGGCUUUUCGGAUUCUGGAUUCACUGUUGGUCCUAAAAGCAAUUCUUUUCCUAUUGGCACUACCAACCCUCUGUUUGUUCAGGCUAAUGAGCAGCACAAUCGAACAGGAGGAUUGCAAAAUUACUCAGUCAAAAUGUCUCCCUCAAGUUCAGAGCUUCUCGAUUUCGACCUUCAAGAUAUUUCCCAGUUUACUUCUAACAAUAGAUCUGGUGACGGCUCAUGGCAGGGCGCUUCAGGUUCAACUGAAGAUCCUACUAGUUCAUUGUCAAUCCUAGCCCCUUUCGGUAAUAUUGCCUUGUCUUCUGCGAACAUUGGAGCAAAUAUUUCUUCAGUAACUACUCAUGCAGUGACCAAACCUUUUGACGAAUUUGCAAACACAAUGGCUGCUCCACUGCAUGAUGCAAUCACAAAUAAUAAUAUCAAUAAUCAUGUUCGUUCACUCAAUGGGAACACAAUGGCCAUGCCUCCGGUGCACGAUGAUUCAAGACCGUCUAAUUUCAGCUUGGACAACUCUAUUCAGAGUUGGGAUUAUUCCAUCAAUUCAAAUACUGUCUCGAGUCGUUACUCAAAUCCUUUGCUAUCCAAACUCCGAAAUGAUGAAGCAACUGCCCGGUUUCACUCUUCGGGCAUUGCAGUUGGUGAGAAAAACUUGGGUGCCACUGCAGUAGUACAAGGAAACUUUGGCACUUCGCUUGUCAGACAAGAUUGCAUGAUUGACAGGUCCACUGUUGACGGUCAGCUGAAAUUUAAGGGUGGAUAUGAAUCGGAGAACUCAAGAUUGCACAGUGGCAUAAACUCCAACGGUUCCUGUCUGGCUGAUGUGGUGAAUUCCAUGGUUAAACCAGACGAUGACAUGCUAUUUGGGGAUAUCGACAUGGGGUGUGAUCUCUACUCGAUCGGUGCUUGCAUGUGUUCUCUUUGGACUUGAGUGAUUAUUAUGUUUGAUGGUAGCAGAGCUUGUUUAUGUUUAUUGUUCUAGUUUAUCUCUGUUUUUCAGAAAGAAUCUGAAAUUCUGAACGAGUAAUGUAGCUGAAUUGUUACUUCUAUAGUGAGGCCUGGGAACAUCUAGCCUAGA
Molecule: messenger RNA, 2751 nt
Organism: Zingiber officinale
Lineage: Eukaryota; Viridiplantae; Streptophyta; Magnoliopsida; Zingiberales; Zingiberaceae
Product: two-component response regulator ORR24-like
Exons: 6
Coding region: 493-2604 (703 amino acids)
Biological process (GO): phosphorelay signal transduction system; cytokinin-activated signaling pathway
Molecular function (GO): DNA binding; DNA-binding transcription factor activity
Source: RefSeq, a predicted model, not a curated record